This is a messenger RNA of Thermothelomyces thermophilus ATCC 42464, 1802 nucleotides long. RefSeq lists its product as uncharacterized. The record is from RefSeq and is a predicted model, not a curated record. Gene Ontology annotation, biological process: transmembrane transport. NCBI's taxonomy places the organism in Eukaryota, Fungi, Ascomycota, Sordariomycetes, Sordariales, Chaetomiaceae. The transcript is spliced from 5 exons. Bases 1 to 1701 code for a protein of 566 amino acids. Gene Ontology annotation, molecular function: transmembrane transporter activity.
AUGAUUUCCAUCCCAUGGACCUGGCCCCGCUCCGAGACGGCUGCCGACUACUCCAGUGCGGUGGUCCCGCUCGACGAGGCACAUCAGCACAGCCACUCCUACCGGCUACGGCCGCGACCCGAGUCCGGGGAACGGCGGGGCGAUGGGGUACCUGGCCAUGGCGAUGACCACGGCGACGACGACGACGGAGCAGACAAGGACGGCGAGGAGGGGGACACGGCUAUGCUUGUCAUGACCAAUGCCGCAGCCGGGUACAGCAUUGAAGGGCUGAGGAGGGAGGUGCGGAGGGGGAGGAGAGGCGAGAAGUGGACGGCUUACGAGAUGAAGUCGAAACUCAUCAACAAGGCCAUCCAGGAUAUCGGCAUGGGGAGGUACAACUGGCAGCUGUUUGUGCUUUGCGGGUUUGGGUGGUUCGCCGAUAACCUGUGGAUGCAGGGCGUAUCACUUACACUUCCCUCUCUCUCGGCCGAAUUUGGAGUCUCAGAGAAGUCAGUCCGCUACACGACGUCUUCUUUGUUUGUCGGCUUGUGUCUCGGCAGCUUCUUCUGGGGCAUUGGCUCAGACAUCCUGGGCCGGCGUAUAGCCUUCAACCUAACCCUUCUCAUCACCAGCGUCUUCGGGACUGCGGCAGCAUACGCGUCGAGCUGGGCCGGCGUAUGCCUUUCUUUGCUGACCCUUCUCUCCGUGUGGUGGCCGGUUGGUCAGCUCUGCUCGUCCCUUUUUGCCUGGUUCUUCAUUGCGAACUGGCCAGUGGAUCAAGGAUGGCGCCACUUUGUCCGGACAAUCGGCAUCAUCACCUUCGUCAUGUUUCUCAUCCGUUUUUUCCUCUUUCACAUGUUUGAGUCUCCGAAAUACCUCCUAUCGCGGGGUCGACAGGCCGAGGCGGUUGCCGUGGUGCAAGGCAUAGCGCUGAAAAACGGCAAGAAGACUUGGCUGACCGAGGAGGUUUUGGAUGCGGUAGUCGAGGACUCGGCCCCUCGCGUCCACACACGUCUCUCGACCAGGAACAUCAUCCGGAACAAGCUCGCCUCUUUCUCGGCCGAACGCAUCCGGCCGCUCUUUAAUACCCGCAAGCUCGGCCUGACUACGACCCUGAUCUGGUUCAGCUGGGCUACAAUCGGGCUGGGCUACCCUCUCUUCAACGCCUUCCUUCCCCAAUACCUCUCCCACGGCGGGAACGGCGGCGGCGGCGGCGGCGGCGACAACACGGGCGAUAUCCCGGCAUCUGAGAUUACAGGCGAGACGUACCGCAACUACGCCAUCACCAGCGUCGUCGGGGUGCCCGGCAGUCUGCUAGCGGCGUACUCGGUCGACAUGAAGUCGCCGUUCCUUGGGCGGCGCGGCACGCUGGCCAUAUCGACGCUGGUGUCGGCCGUGUUUCUGUUCAUGUUCGUCCGGCUGGGCAAGUCGCCGACGUCGCAGCUGGUCUUCUCGUGCGUCGAGGCGUUUGCGCAGAACAUCAUGUACGGCGUGCUGUACGCGUUCACGCCCGAGAUCUUCCCCGCACCGGUCCGCGGGGCCGGUACCGGGGUGGCGAGCUUUUUGAACAGGGCGACGGGCUUGAUGGCGCCCAUUAUUGCUGCGACGGUGCCUGGGGACGGGACAACGGCGCCGGUGCAUCUCUCGGCCGCGCUGAUCUUGGCUGCCUUCGUGGGCAUCUGUAUGAUUCCGAUAGAAACAAGGGGGAGGCAAAGGUUGUAGAGUGUCUUUUCCCUAUCAGUAUUCAUCGAGCAUUGUUGGAUAGGCGUUGUGGGCUCGCGAGUCCAGGUUCGGCGCACACAAAAAUAUAUACACACACACAC